Pipistrellus kuhlii (Kuhl's pipistrelle) is the source of this 2847-nucleotide messenger RNA. It is a transcript of the gene TAB1, whose product is annotated as TGF-beta activated kinase 1 (MAP3K7) binding protein 1. The transcript is spliced from 11 exons. Gene Ontology annotation, molecular function: protein serine/threonine phosphatase activity. Gene Ontology annotation, cellular component: cytosol. The record is from RefSeq and is a predicted model, not a curated record. Bases 91 to 1605 code for a protein of 504 amino acids. NCBI's taxonomy places the organism in Eukaryota, Metazoa, Chordata, Mammalia, Chiroptera, Vespertilionidae. Gene Ontology annotation, biological process: protein dephosphorylation.
GCUCCCGGCAGCGCGGUCCUCCGGGCCGCUCUAGCCGCCCUUCUCGCCUGCUCUGGCGGGCGGCGGGCGCGCCCGCGGGGUCCCUCCAAGAUGGCGGCGCAGAGGAGGAGCCUGUUGCAGAGUGAGCAGCAGCCAAGCUGGACAGACGACCUGCCGCUCUGCCACCUCUCCGGGGUGGGCUCGGCCUCCAACCGAAGCUACUCGGCUGAUGGCAAGGGCACCGAGAGCCACCCGCCGGAGGACAGCUGGCUCAAGUUCAGGAGUGAGAACAACUGCUUCCUGUACGGGGUCUUCAACGGCUACGACGGCAACCGGGUGACCAGCUUCGUGGCCCAGCGCCUGUCCGCCGAGCUCCUGCUGGGCCAGCUCAACGCCGAGCACACGGAGGCCGACGUGCGCCGCGUGCUGCUGCAGGCCUUCGACGUGGUGGAGAGGAGCUUCCUGGAGUCCAUCGACGAUGCUCUGGCCGAGAAGGCGAGCCUGCAGUCCCAGCUGCCAGAGGGGGUCCCCCAACACCAGCUGCCUCCUCAGUAUCAGAAGAUCCUCGAAAGACUCAAGGUGCUGGAGAGGGAGAUUUCCGGAGGAGCCAUGGCGGUCGUGGCUGUCCUUCUCAACAACAAGCUCUACGUCGCCAACGUCGGUACGAACCGUGCACUGCUAUGCAAAUCCACGGUGGACGGGCUGCAGGUGACACAGCUGAACGUGGACCACACCACGGAGAACGAGGACGAGCUCUUCCGCCUCUCCCAGCUGGGUUUGGACGCAGGAAAGAUCAAGCAAGUGGGGAUCAUCUGUGGGCAGGAGAGCACCAGGCGCAUUGGAGAUUACAAGGUCAAAUAUGGCUACACUGACAUCGACCUGCUCAGCGCUGCCAAGUCCAAGCCCAUCAUCGCGGAGCCCGAAAUCCACGGCGCACAGCCCCUGGACGGGGUGACGGGCUUCCUGGUGCUGAUGUCCGAGGGGCUGUACAAGGCCCUGGAGGCGGCCCACGGGCCUGGGCAGGCCAACCAGGAAAUCGCCGCAAUGAUCGACACCGAGUUCGCCAAGCAGACCUCCCUGGACGCGGUGGCCCAGGCCGUGGUAGACCGGGUGAAGCGGAUCCACGGCGACACCUUCGCUAGUGGCGGCGAGCGUGCCAAGUUCUGCCCGAGGCACGAGGACAUGACCCUGCUGGUGAGGAACUUCGGCUACCCGCUGGGCGAGAUGAGCCAGCCCGCAGCAUCCCCGGCUCCAGCCGCAGGAGGACGUGUGUACCCCGUAUCCGUGCCUUACUCCAGCGCCCAGAGCACCAGCAAGACCAGCGUGACCCUCUCCCUCGUCAUGCCCUCGCAGGGCCAGCUGGUCAAUGGGGCCCACAGCGCUUCCACCCUGGACGAAGCCACUCCCACCCUCACCAACCAGAGCCCGACCCUGACCCUGCAGUCCACCAACACGCACACCCAGAGCAGCAGCUCCAGCUCGGACGGGGGCCUCUUCCGCUCGCGGCCCGCCCACUCGCUCCCGCCCGGCGAGGACGGCCGCGUGGAGCCCUACGUGGACUUCGCCGAGUUCUACCGCCUCUGGAGCGUGGACCACGGCGAGCAGAGCGUGGUGACGGCGCCGUAGCCUCGGCGCCGAGGGCAGUCUGAGCAGGACCUCCGUGAGGCCCGGGGCCGCCGCUGGCCGGAGGGGCCUUGCCCACCAGCUGCCUGUGCCGCGGGGGCCAGCGGAGCCAGGCCCAGCCAGUGCCGACGGACCCCUCGGAUGUGCCGCGGCAGGCAGCCUCCGCCGGGACCGUGGCGUUGCCCAGAACAAGAGGUGCCAGUGCGGAAGCCGGGCUGGCCGGGAGCCCCGUGGGCAGGUUCUCCUGGGACCCCAGCAGCCACUUUCUCCAGGCCACGCUUCCCGCCGCCUCCCCCGGGAGAGCCUGUGGGGGGACAGUGUCCCCCGCCCAGUGGCGGGUGGUUCGCCCGUUCUUCUCCGGCUCCACAGAAGCCCGUGGACAUCUGCGUCCUCGGAGCCGGCACCGUCCCUGCCCCUUCCCCGGCCCCGCCCGGCUGUGCUCCGUGGGAACGUUCAGGGAGACCAGGAGGCGCUGGGGGCCUGGGGUGGCUGCAGCGGGCAGGUCAGCGGGACAGGAACCGGAGGUAACUGGCCCUGGAGUCCUCCAAAGGGGGGGCGGGCUGGCGGGCGUCCCCAGAGACGGGGCCCGGGCCCAGCGAGGACUGCGGCCUCUUGUCAGGCCCUCCAGGAGGGGAGGCCCAAACCGGGGCGAGCAACUCCACUUCGCUCUUCCCUUCCCGGAGCUGGGAGGCCGGGUGAGGAGCCAUGAAGACCAGCGGCCGCGACCACCGACCACGUCCCUGUGCUCCGCAGCGAUGAACAGAUGCAUGGAGAGGGAGCGGGGGAAGGGGUUCUGAAAGGGAAGCGGGUCUGUGAGCGCUGCUCUGUGGAGGGAGGCCCAGUGGGCACGCUUUACAGGGGCAGGCAGGCGGGCCCAGGCAUCAGGCCCGAGAUGGACCCCUCGGUGCUCGCUGCCCUCGGGGCGGGGACUGCACUCCUGUGUCCACGGAGAAGCAAGCCCAGGGACCCACAACGUGCCCGUCACGUGUCUGCGGUGGAGAAGUCAGACCUGCCAGUCCCCGGGCCCGUGGGUCCCACCCCCCAGCCCCGCAGCGCCUGGCACCAUGUGUGGCCUCCAUGCACUUGGACUCAGAAAAGUCGAAGGCCGACAACUCGGCCCUGCUGGGUCUGUGGUCCCGGACGGUGGGUCCGAGGGAAGCAGGGGGUGCCUCUGGGCGGAGCGCCCACCCCACCACAAAGCCGCCUGUUCUCGGGUGGACGGUGUAACGUCAGUCACAGGCCGGG